This is a messenger RNA of Neurospora crassa OR74A, 1143 nucleotides long. RefSeq lists its product as hypothetical. Lineage: Eukaryota; Fungi; Ascomycota; Sordariomycetes; Sordariales; Sordariaceae. The record is from RefSeq and is a predicted model, not a curated record. The transcript is spliced from 2 exons. The coding region runs from base 1 to 1143 and encodes 380 amino acids.
AUGACUUUAACCUCCAUCCUGCUUCCCCGGUGGAUUACUUGCUCCGUUCCCUCCCCCCAGACCUCUCACAACCAUGGCCGCCACCACAAACACUACCACAUCAUCAUCCACGACUCCUCCUCACCUGUCCAUGUGGCAGCGGUCUCCGGCGGCUUCCACGAUUAUAUCGGCCUCCACCAGCGAUGUCAGACGCCUGUCGUCAACGACUUAGUGCAAGUGUUCCGGGACUAUAAUAAUCCCAGCGACAGUGCGGCGAAAUCCGUCGUCUCCUUCGCCCCCAUCAAAGACAGGCACGCCAAACACGCCAAACAGCAAACCGAACAGGAGGAAAAAUUAAAAUGUAUCCCCUUCCCCGAUCCCCGAUUCUGCUCCUCCGGUGGUCGUCUCCAUGCCAACUCUACUACUGGCCUUGGUCCUGGUCCUCCUUCCUCUCCUCCUCCUCCUUCGUUUCCUCCCAACAAUCCCAACAACCCCAUUCCCGACCCUGUUGAUCCCUCCAACCCCAAACCCAAACCCGGCCCCGAUAUCCCGGACCCCGGCAGCAGCAGCCAUCAACAAGAGGAGGAGCCGCGCAGAUUCUUCUGCAACAUGUGGAAGUCCACGGCCUUUUUGAUGAAUCUCUUUGUGGUUUUGGAAGUCGCGACGCUGGUGGGGUUCGUGGUUUUGUUGGUGUUGGGUGAUGGUGGUGGGCAUCAUCAGGACGUGCGAAGAAGGAGGAGGAGGGGAAGUAGGGGAAGUGGAAGUGGACGAGGUGGGAGAGGAGGGCAAGGAGGGCGAGGGGGGGAGGAAAGCUUACUUGGUGGGCAACAUGGUGGGCAACAUGGUGGACGAGAUGAACAAGGUGGACAGGGUGAACAAGAUGGAUCAAAUGGACCAAAUGGGCCAAAUGGACAAGGAAACGGGUUUAUGUCCGAGCGUCACUCGAGGCUAGUAACGAUAGUUCGGAGGGCGCUAACUAUAGGCAAUCUCUACUCUUUACGCGCUGAGGAUGCCGGCUACCGUCAGACAGAGUCCAUGGGAAUAUGUGUUCAUUCAUCUCAAGUCCGGAACACCGACACCUUGAAGGUCAUGGUCGAUCAAGGAAAUCGGGAUUUGGCCGACCAAAUAGGGGUAUGCAUAAUCCACUUGCCGAAAGGAAUCUGA